CAUCAGUUGGAGUUUGUACUGGAACGCUACGAACGUCUAAGGUUAAUAAACUGCUUCGUAAGUUGGGAAAUUUAGUAUGUGGCCAAAUCAAGGUCCUCCAGCGGGUCCCCCAAACCCAGCUUUCCCUCCCCCUGUUGCGCAUGACCCUAUGUGCAUACCCUCCAAUCCUGCCUUUCCUCCGGAUCAGAAUCCAGCCUACCCUCCUGGCAUGAACCCUGCCAUGCCGCCCACAGCCAUGCCAUGUGUGCCUCCAGGACAACACCCUUACCCAGGAGGUCCAGCCGCUCCUGGAUAUCCAGCUGCCCUUGGCCCUUGUGCUCCACCAGGUGGGCCUCACCCAGGGCCUUAUCCCAGUCCUGGAGGCUGUUACCCCAUGGGUGGGGCAUUGGCAGGUGGCAUGGCUGCUGCAGGGAUGGCUGCUGCGGGACACAAGAUGCACAAAAAGGCGAAGAAAGCCAAGAAAGGGAAGAAGGCACACAAAGCCCACAAACACAAACAUGGCAAGCAUUCUUCCAGCAGCAGCAGCAGCAGCAGCAGUGACUCUGACUGAAUUUACUGAGAUCAUCUAUUCAUCUUCAGGAUUAUUUUAAAGAGCCGCUUCAGAAUAUUUCCUUAAAAUGUUUAUCGGAUGCUAGCAUAUGCUAAGCUAGUUGUUUCGGCUUAUAUAUGUUUACAUCUUUAUGCUCAAUUUAUGCAGACAAAUGACUUUCUGUCCUUUAUUCCGUUGAUUCUUAGCAUGUAAGGUGGUUGCAAACAUUUCAGUUUUGAAUUAUUGUAUUUCUCUUACAUUAAUUCAGUAGACAGCAAUAUAUAGGCUUAUAAAUGUUUUUAUUAAUGAAAAGCACUAACUAAUACACACUCAGCCUAAAUCAAAGUGUUUUGUUUCACUGCAGUUGCAUUUCACUGAAGUAGUAUUUUAUUAGUAUUCAUUUAUAGUUUUGGUCCUAUUGCGCUGUUUCAUACAAUACCAUGUUUUAUUUUAAAGGGACAUUUUCAGCCUGCACCAUGAAGAGAGAAUCUUGUCAUUGUGUUCAGCCUACGCAUACGUAUAUUAGGACACAGUAUGGUUUGAUCACUGUGAAAUACUUGCAAACAUAAUCGACAAAAGUAAUACUUUUUUUCCUGUUGGAUCGACAUGUUUUUGAUGUGCGACAAUGCUGAAGGGAUCAAAUCCACCUUGUGCCUUCAUCAAUAUAUUGGUAUAUUACUGUACAUUAAUUGGCCGCGCGAUUUCUUUGAAUGAAUGAGCGGUGUGUUCAAGAACAUUCAUUUCAAAUGUAUUUCAGUGCCUGGAGUACCAGAAAGAA
This is a messenger RNA of Chanos chanos (milkfish), 1307 nucleotides long. Its product is annotated as proline-rich protein 13. The record is from RefSeq and is a predicted model, not a curated record. NCBI's taxonomy places the organism in Eukaryota, Metazoa, Chordata, Actinopteri, Gonorynchiformes, Chanidae. The transcript has 4 exons. The coding region runs from base 77 to 550 and encodes 157 amino acids.